CCCUGUCCGGUUGUUACCCACCAAUCACAUCCUGUAUAUAGUUACAUAUCUCUAAGAUUUAUAAAAUUGAUAAAUAGUUAUCUAAAUAAGUUUACUAUCUAAUAUCAUGAUUAAAAAAUAUAUAUUUACAAUAUACAGAUCUAAAAAUAAAUUGAACAGAUGAUUAUCUUCGAUGGAAAGUAUAAAGUAUUAUUUUCAUAUGUGAAAAUACAAAUUGUAAAGAACUUAGAUCUUAUUAAAAUUUAGUAAUUAAGAAACAGUUUAAAGUUCUGACACACAAAGGAGGAAUUUGGCAAGGAUGUUACAACUUAAUGCAAUUGUUUGCAUUAUGAGUACAAAAUUCACAUCUCGAUUAUAUUGGCGAUUUACUACAUUGUUUUCUUCAAACUCAAUGAGAAGUGCAUCAGAAUUUAGUACUAUGGCUCUUAAGCAAAACCAUGUGUUACCAUCAAGUAUAAAACAUGUGACCUAUCAGAAAAAUUUCGAGACACUGAAAGAAAAGGUGCUAAGCUCUUUAAUAUCUAAGCUAUCUAAUACAUCAAUAAUUCAUAAACUUCAACAAGCUAAUAAUAUUGAUGAGUUGUUGAAACUUAUAAGUGUACCAAAUUUGACUGAAGCUGAAAUUUCGACAGUAAUGAAAGCUAUUAUAUCUUGGGUAAAUGAAAACAAUAAGGCUAACACAGAUAAAGAAAAUAAAAUUGAAAAUGUAAAUAACAGGACUGAUCCUAAAUAUGAGAAAGCAACAUCAAAAAAUAAUUUAAAGACCUCAAUAGAUGACUCUUUAUUGAAAUAUAAGGAUCUUUCUACCUCUUCAAUGAUCCAGGAAGUAUUAAAAUUAGCAAAAGAAAAGAAGAGACAAAUUAAAGAACUAAACUAUUUGCUUGAGGGUAUUAGAAAAUUUAAUGAAAAGAUAAAUGUACAUGAUUGUUCAAGCUUAUUGUAUAGUAUGGCCACUUUGAAAUAUAUUGAUAUGGAACUUUGUAAUCUCAUUAGUGAAACUCUUAUAAAAAAUAUCUAUAUAUCGAAUAUCACUGUAACGAGAUCUGUUCUAUACUCUAUGGCAAAGCUUAGAUAUAAAAAUGUAAAAUUUUUAAAGCAUAUUUGUCAACUUAUCAUUAAUAGUGGACAGUUAUACCCUACACAUAUUUUAAAUAUUAUACAAUCAUUAGCUAUGUUAGGCUUUGUUUCAAAAGAAACAGAUACAGUCAUAAAGAGAUACCUGCCAGUAGUAACGAUAGAUUUAUUGGGAAUUGAUAAUUGGUUAAAUUUUGUCUGGUGCUUAGUUCUACUAAAUAAUGUACAAAAAUCACAUAUUGCAUCUGUAUUAAGUAAUGAAUUUAUCAGGACAUUGUUUACUGCAGAUGCACAGAAAGAUGUAUUACAGCAAAUAAAAUUAUUAAAUAUCAAUGGUGCAGCAAAAUACUUGGCCACAGAUUAUGAUGGACCUUUACUUGAAAAAGAUAUAAUUCAAAAUGAAGUAGCAGCAUACUCCAAAGAGAAACAGAAAUAUGUCCUUAAAUUGGAAAAAACCUUAAACUUUAUGUCACAAUCGCAAAAUUGUUUCCGGUCAAGUGUAAAUACAGGGAUGGGUUUUCUAUUGGAUGCUGAGUGCUAUGUAAAUUCUAAUUUUAACUUUGUUGACCUAAAUACUGCAAAAAAUGAUAAAAUAAACAAAUUGGCUAUAAUAAUAAAUGAUUAUAAUGCCUAUUGUCAUGGAAAUGAGGAUACUAAUGGCAUAGUUAAAUUCCAAAAAAGAUUAUUAAACCACAGUGGAUAUAAAGUGAUAUCAAUUUCUUAUAAACAUUUUGGUCUAGAAGACAAUCUUGUUAAACUUACAUCUCUUUUAACAUCCCGCAUUAAAGUAUCGUAAAUAUGAUUUAUUAAAAUGUCAUACGUAAUAAAUGAACAAUAUAAACAAUGUAUUUACAUUUAUAAUUUAUGUUUAUUUAAUUUUUCCAGUCAAUAUUUAUAUAAAUUGUAUAUAAGUAGUAAUUCGUUUAGCACUAAAGCAAU
This is a messenger RNA of Nomia melanderi (Alkali bee), 2013 nucleotides long. RefSeq lists its product as uncharacterized. Gene Ontology annotation, biological process: regulation of mitochondrial mRNA stability. The record is from RefSeq and is a predicted model, not a curated record. NCBI's taxonomy places the organism in Eukaryota, Metazoa, Arthropoda, Insecta, Hymenoptera, Halictidae.